AUGGACCAUGUUUUCAACGUCUUGGAACAGUAUGCAUCUAACCUAGAAGAAGAGGUGGAAGCUAGGAUGAAGGAACUUACAGAAGAGAAAAAGAAGAGCGACAUACUACUUUACCGGAUGUUGCCUAAGCAAGUAGCCGAGCGCCUGAAGAUGGGCCAACCAGUGGAACCGGAAACUUUCGAAUGUGUGACAUUAUUCUUUUCUGAUGUUGUCUCCUUUACUACUCUGGCUAGUCGAUGUACACCGCUACAAGUAAGUCUUGGCUGUUCGCUUUUUACCAUGCGAUAA
Cylicostephanus goldi is the source of this 288-nucleotide messenger RNA. The record is from the annotation of a GenBank genome assembly. Lineage: Eukaryota; Metazoa; Nematoda; Chromadorea; Rhabditida; Strongylidae.